Molecule: messenger RNA, 666 nt
Organism: Pyrenophora tritici-repentis Pt-1C-BFP
Lineage: Eukaryota; Fungi; Ascomycota; Dothideomycetes; Pleosporales; Pleosporaceae
Product: BCAS2 family protein
Biological process (GO): mRNA processing
Cellular component (GO): Prp19 complex; catalytic step 2 spliceosome; precatalytic spliceosome
Source: RefSeq, a predicted model, not a curated record
AUGCCUCUUAUUCAAGAAUCCUACGACCACCUUCCCUAUGUGGAUGCGGAGCUUGAUGCCGCGAGCCUCGCUGCUGCCAAAGCCGUUAUCAUCGCCGACAUGAGAAGCGCCGGUGUAGACAUGACUGAAAUGCAUCCCGCCCUGGUCCCGGCUGCAAAGUACACACCUACCUUUUCCGACUUCAUCGCCCGCGAACAUGCCCGGCUCGACGACGACCCCACCUCAAAACUAUCUGGCGUCGACCUGAAGCGCUACGAGGACCUUGACGCACCAGAGAACACGACUCCGACCAGCGACGAGGAUAGGCCAGAGCUGCUUGAGCAGUGGAACAAGGCACUGAAGAAGGCCUACACCAGCUCAGAGUAUGUAGAGGCCAGGCUCACCCAACUGGGAUUGCUAGAGAAGUUCGGAAAGAAUGCGUGGCUGGUUGGCAACUCCCAGCUGGAGGACAUACUCAAAGGCAUCGAGGCAGAGUUAGCCGAUGUGAGGAAACAGCAUGAAGAGGCGGAGAUGCUGAGGCGGUCGCAACAAGAUAGCGUCGUUGGCGAGAUCAAGACGCUCGAGGAGACGUGGAAGAAGGGGCUGGGAAGAGUAUUGGAGACGGAAGUCGCAGCCGAGGGACUGAAGCAGCAGAUAAUGGAGAAGAGGAGGGCUGGUGCUGUGUGA